This is a messenger RNA of Prinia subflava (tawny-flanked prinia), 3533 nucleotides long. It is a transcript of the gene ETF1, whose product is annotated as eukaryotic translation termination factor 1. The transcript has 10 exons. Gene Ontology annotation, biological process: cytoplasmic translational termination. Bases 227 to 1540 code for a protein of 437 amino acids. Gene Ontology annotation, molecular function: sequence-specific mRNA binding; translation release factor activity, codon specific. NCBI's taxonomy places the organism in Eukaryota, Metazoa, Chordata, Aves, Passeriformes, Cisticolidae. The record is from RefSeq and is a predicted model, not a curated record. Gene Ontology annotation, cellular component: cytosol; translation release factor complex.
ACAUGGUGCGCGGCGCGGGGGAGCGCGAGCACCGCGUGCGACGUCAGCGCCGCGCGCCGGGGGGAGCGGGCACCGAGCGGCGGGGCCCGACCGGCACCGGCACCGCCCGGGACACACCCGGCCCCAGCGCCCCGCUCCGCGCCGCCCGCCCGCCCCGCGCCGCCGCGCCCGCCGCAGCGCCUGCCGCCGCGGGAGGAGGAGGAGGAGGAGGAGGAGGAGGGAGAAGAUGGCGGACGAUCCCAGCGCUGCCGACCGCAACGUGGAGAUCUGGAAGAUCAAGAAGCUCAUCAAGAGCCUGGAGGCGGCCCGCGGCAAUGGUACCAGCAUGAUCUCGUUGAUCAUUCCCCCCAAAGACCAGAUCUCGCGAGUGGCAAAAAUGUUAGCGGACGAGUUUGGCACUGCCUCCAACAUAAAGUCAAGAGUGAAUCGCCUUUCAGUACUGGGAGCCAUUACAUCUGUACAGCAAAGACUGAAACUCUAUAACAAAGUACCUCCAAAUGGUCUGGUUGUUUACUGUGGGACAAUUGUGACAGAAGAAGGAAAAGAGAAGAAAGUCAACAUUGACUUUGAACCUUUCAAACCAAUCAAUACGUCGUUGUAUUUGUGUGACAACAAAUUCCACACAGAGGCCCUCACGGCGCUGCUCUCCGACGACAGCAAGUUUGGCUUUAUUGUAAUAGAUGGGAGUGGGGCACUCUUUGGAACUCUCCAAGGAAACACACGAGAAGUGCUGCAUAAAUUCACUGUGGAUCUUCCAAAGAAGCACGGCAGAGGAGGUCAGUCUGCCCUGCGCUUCGCCCGCCUGCGCAUGGAGAAGAGGCACAACUACGUGCGCAAGGUGGCCGAGACGGCCGUGCAGCUCUUCAUCUCCGGGGACAAGGUCAACGUGGCCGGGCUCGUCCUGGCUGGCUCAGCUGACUUCAAAACUGAACUGAGCCAAUCUGACAUGUUUGAUCAGCGGUUGCAAUCCAAAGUGCUCAAACUAGUUGAUAUUUCAUAUGGAGGAGAAAAUGGCUUCAAUCAAGCAAUUGAGUUGUCAACUGAGGUCCUCUCCAAUGUGAAAUUCAUCCAAGAGAAAAAGCUAAUAGGGCGAUACUUCGAUGAGAUCAGCCAGGACACGGGCAAGUACUGCUUUGGUGUGGAAGAUACACUAAAAGCUUUGGAAAUGGGAGCAGUAGAGAUCCUGAUAGUCUAUGAAAACCUGGAUAUCAUGAGAUACGUCCUGCACUGCCAAGGCACAGAGGAGGAGAAGAUCCUGUAUUUGACACCUGAGCAAGAGAAGGAUAAAUCCCACUUUACAGACAAGGAGACUGGGCAGGAACACGAACUCAUAGAAAGUAUGCCCCUCCUGGAGUGGUUUGCAAACAACUACAAGAAAUUUGGAGCAACAUUGGAAAUUGUUACAGACAAAUCACAAGAAGGAUCCCAAUUUGUGAAAGGAUUUGGAGGAAUUGGAGGUAUCUUGCGGUACCGGGUGGACUUCCAGGGCAUGGAAUACCAAGGAGGAGACGAUGAAUUUUUUGACCUUGAUGACUACUAGGUAGUCGAGCUGGGUCCGGCAACACGUGCCUCGCCCCUCCAGCAUCCAACCCAAGGAGCAAACUCAUGGUGGAAGACACAACAGAUCCCUGCCUUAGAAUUGGAACAUUUCCAGAACUUGAUCCACGAGCAUUUGGAUUUAAGAAAGCAAAACCCUACACUUUGAUUUGUCAUAGUGUCAGUACAGCAGCAAACUACUAAGUUCCUAUAUGCCACUUUGGACUAAUUUAAAAAGAAUCCCAGUUUUUACUUUUACUCAAUGGUGAAAUUGGUUGCUCUUGUAUUUUAUGGAAAUGAUUUUUUUAACCUUCAUGAUACAUUAACUGCUGUAAACCUCUUCCUUCCAAAAUUAAUAGAAGUAAGAUCCUACUGCUUUGUUUCUUUAUACUUUGAUUGGAGAAAUGAAUUGCUGCAUUUGGCAGCGCUUUGACCCAUUUACAUGGCAUUCUCAGCUUAGCCUGCAGAAGAAGUGGAACGAGGUUGGAGCCAUAAUUCUCUUCAAAAGCUUGAGGAGGCACUGACCUGAACGCUGGUUCAUUACAUGUGGCUUGCAAAUUCUGAUGGUUUGGGGAGGCUCACCAGCCAAAUGUGCUUUAAUCUAUUUGCAGAAACACUGCUCUUACAAACUAGGAAAUGCACUUCAUGGAUUGCAAUGAAAAUGCUGCUGGAGUCUUGGGCUUAAUUUGGAUUUGAGCAGUGCAGCCUUCAGGAAUUUAUUUUUUUUUCAGUCUUGACAAAAAUAAACAUGAGAUUUCAGUGAAGUAAGGUACACUUGGCUUUUUGUUCCUCAGUAAGUUUUUCUUUUUGCUUUAGGACUGCAUAAGGUUUCCUUGAUUAUGUGAAUUUGAGCCCACAGGUCUUUAAUGGAAGUGGGUGUGUGACAGGAAUACUGAGUCAGUGGAGUGAAGGCUGAAUUAGUGCUGGGAGUGUGGAAUAUUUGAUUCUGAUCCGUGGAGCACUGGCACAGCCCUGGGAACACCCAGCUCCCAGCAGUCUGCCCUGUGGGGAUGUGCCCUUCAGGGGGUAGAGGAUCACCUCUGGAUGAUCCCAGACUGCCCAGGCUUUGUGUCCUGCCUGUUCCACGGAGCAUCCAUAGAUCAGGGAGCUCAUCCUUGGGGUGUGUCCAGCCUGCUGGUGGCACUCUGAGGGUCAGGGGCCGUGCAGGCCAGGGGAGCAGUGGCUCAAGGGCAGGUCUUGGCCCAGGGGAGCAGUUGCACAGCAGAGCUCAGGUCCUGGCCCAGGGGAGCAGUGGCACAGCAGAGCUCAGGUCCUGCUCCCUCCCUGGGGGCUCUCCCAGCAUUGCUCCCGGUGCUUCCCUCAGGAGCAGCUCCUGUUCCAGCUGCAAACCUUUGCCUCUUGUCCUGGUUCACUUGAACAGAGGGAGCUUCUCUUCAAAUUUCUGCCAUGCUGUUUUUUGAGGUCCAAAAUUCCUGUCCUUGUGAGCAAUACCAUUUGUCCCCCUGGUCCCUAAUGUGGCCGGCGGCUUCGCUGCCGUCCUCACAUCCAAGCUGGAAUCUCUCCCGGGAGGUGGGGCUGGGUCUGCUCAGGGCUGAGCACAGCCCUGGCCCUCACAGCAGUAUGUUCUGGAUUUUGCCAUUGUAAAUGGGUCUAAUGUGACAUGAGAAGACCACAAAAAUUGGAUGUAAAUUUACAUUUUUGAAUAUACUGCUUGUCGUUUCACAUGAUACAUUAGGGUAUGCAGCUCCUUUUUGUAGUUUUUAUUUUUACUAUUUAAGUUUGGAAAUGAUGCCAAAUUUUUGUAUUUCUUUAAUCAAUGUGUUCUCUUCAGUGAUAUAUAUUGCAUUAUAUAUUGAUGUGUAUAUCAAUAUAUACUGAUAUGUAUUACACUUACACAUGCAAACACACUGAGUGGGGGUGGGAGAUCCUAGCCUUCGCAUACUAUAUAGCCUCUGCAGAGAGAUCCCAAGCAGUGAUAUCUUGGUGUUGUGAUGUACAGAAAUGGAGAAGAGUAUUAAACCAUAUUUAAGAAUAUA